ACCACCAAAGCACCUGUUUGGAGGCUAUAGGGGCGCUUAAUGUCAUUUUAAUAAUGUGUCCCCUUGGAUCAUUUACCUUGUUUCAUUUAACUUUGAAUUUUAUUUUGCCCUACGUUUUCAGGCUUUGUAGGCUACCACCAGCUCUGAAAACGUCCACAUCCAAAUUCCAAUCAGAUUACAUGGGCUAAUCGAGGCAAACGCAAGACAGACCUGUUGCGUUCCAACAUGGCAGGAAAGAGACGGAAUGGCCCGAGAGCCAACAACGGCAGCAGGGGGGGCGGUGGUGGUGGUAGCGGCGCGCAGAGGCAACCCCAGCAGCAACCCCAACAGCAACAGCAACGUCGUCGCCGGAAUAAACCACGACAGACAUUGUCACAGCCUGCAAUCUUUGCUAGGGUCAAAGGCAGUGAGACGGCCAUCCCUUAUGAGAGAGUGACACUUGAGCAGGCUCGCAGAGGAACUCCAGUGGAUCGGCCGGUGAGAGUCUACGCAGAUGGCAUAUUUGACCUAUUCCACUCUGGUCAUGCCCGUGCUCUGAUGCAAGCCAAGGCCCUGUUUCCAAACACACAGCUAAUAGUAGGAGUAUGCAGCGAUGAACUCACACACAAGUGUAAGGGCUACACCGUGAUGACCGAGGGUGAACGUUAUGAGGCCUUGCGACACUGUCGCUAUGUCGAUGAGGUGGUCCGUGAUGCACCCUGGACCAUUAGCCCUGAGUUUCUAAAGAUCCACAGGAUUGACUUUGUGGCCCAUGAUGACAUCCCAUACACAUCAGCAGGAUCUGAUGAUGUCUACAAACACAUCAAAGAAGCAGGAAUGUUUGUGGCUACUCAACGGACAGAUGGAAUCUCCACUUCUGACCUUAUCACCCGGAUUGUGCGAGAUUAUGACGUGUAUGUGCGUCGCAAUUUGCAAAGAGGUUACACCGCCAGAGAACUCAAUGUGGGAUUUAUCAAUGACAAGAAGUACCGUCUGCAGAACCAGGUGGACAAAAUGAAGGAGACGGUGCACACCCUGGAGGAGAAGAGCAAGCACCUAGUGCACCGGGUGGAGGAGAAGAGCCAUGACCUCAUCCUGAAGUGGGAGGAGAAAUCCCGCGAGUUCAUCGGGAACUUCCUGGAGCUGUUUGGGCCUGACGGAGCCUGGCACAUGAUUCAGGAGCGGAGUGGACGAGUGCUUCAGGCCCUGUCGCCGUAUCAGUCCCCCCGCGGCUCUCCAAGCAGCAGCCCCACCAGGGGGCGCUCUCCUUCGCCCCCGACCCACUGGCCCCUCCUGCGCUUCAGGUCACCUCCACCCACCCCGAAAGCACGCCGCAGCAGCCCUGGAAGCGAGGGGGAUGAGGAAGAGAAAUAAAUGUGCCAGUCUUAUAUGUACACACACACUGACACACGCACCGACACAUAUACACACAAACACACGCAGACACACACACAAACACAUCAAUGCAAGCAGGCAAGACGUACUCUAACUCAGCCACAUGCAGAUGCACACACGUGCACACAUACAUACAUACACACCACAUACAGUAUAACCAUGUGAUGUACAAGCACCAGCACAAAGAUAACAUGAAAUGCACUUUGCCUCUCUGACUCAAAUACAUUCACAUACAGAAAGAGUAGCUCCUUAGGUGCAUGCAUGUGUCUCCAAAACUAAAACUCAUAUGUAUUUAUUCCUAUACUGCAUGUACAAACUUAAUGACGGAUAUAUUUGAUUCUGGAUAUUGAAUUCCUUCAUAUUUUUAAACAAAAUAAAUUUAAACAUUUAAAAUGUGAUAUAAUUCAUAUUAUUAUAUUUAUUAUAUUUGCAAAACAAAGCACCAAAAUCAGAUAUGUCAUCAAUGAGAAAAUGCUUUUCAUUCUAGGACUUUAUGAUUGAUAAUAUGGUAAAUUGGUAUUACCAUGUGCCACACCAUGCCAUUUUGUGUUUUUGAGAUUAUAACGUGUAUGUGCGCUGCAAUUUGCAAAGAGCAGCUGGAGAACUCAAUGUGAGAUUGAUCAAUGUAAUGCUCUGAUGUAAUGUAAUGUUCUUGUAAUGCUGCUAUAAUGCUGAACCUCAGUGCUACAUGA
Alosa alosa (allis shad) is the source of this 2066-nucleotide messenger RNA. RefSeq names its product phosphate cytidylyltransferase 1B, choline b (gene pcyt1bb). The transcript is spliced from 9 exons. Lineage: Eukaryota; Metazoa; Chordata; Actinopteri; Clupeiformes; Clupeidae. The record is from RefSeq and is a predicted model, not a curated record. Bases 226 to 1353 code for a protein of 375 amino acids. Gene Ontology annotation, biological process: CDP-choline pathway. Gene Ontology annotation, molecular function: phosphatidylcholine binding; choline-phosphate cytidylyltransferase activity.